Messenger RNA from Effrenium voratum, 906 nucleotides. The record is from the annotation of a GenBank genome assembly. NCBI's taxonomy places the organism in Eukaryota, Dinophyceae, Suessiales, Symbiodiniaceae.
AUGGAAGCUGAGAUCGCCCGGCACCAGGUGCCGUUUGCGACAGAGGCGCCGGCGACGACCGCCGGCUUCCAGUUCGAGUUCGACUUCAACAACGACCAGCCAGAGACCACUGCGUCGCCCGAGUCUGAGGACGAAGAGAUUCAGGAGGAGCUGGCCAAGAUGAACGAGACCAAGAUGCAGGAGGACAUCGAGAGAGAGGAGGGUGGCCUCUGCUGCUUCAGCGGCGAGAACAGCAAGGACACCUGCGGCACUUGCUACCCCAUGUCCAUCGCGUCCUACAAGAGCCUUAGUUCUAACAAAGUUGGUUGCCUGAAGAGUUUCGCCCCCAGAAGAGCGAGCGCCCGAGGUGCGUGCUUGGCGCCGCCGAUCCCCUCCGCAAGUGCGCCACCGCCUACAAGACGGGCACCUCCAAGGAUCCCUACUGCAGCAAGGACAAGGAGGGCUGCGACAGCUGCCAGGGCGAGUGGUGCCGCGCGGGCUGGAACUCCCACUUCACCCUCACCGAGGGAAGCCAUGGUGCGGAGGCGAGGGACGGGGUGUCAAGCUGGCACAAAUCCCCGGCAGCGCAAACUCGCUUCCGAAAUUGCAACGACGCAGCCGCUUUAUGUCAGCCACUUUGCACAUGUGACGAAACCAAGGCUCCACCAAGAGCAAGUGCGGUGGCUGUGGCGGCACCUGGUGCCACGGACCCCGAUGCGUGAAGGCCUUCAAGGACAAGAAGGACCCUUGCAACAGUGCCUUCCCUUUCACUGGGAUCGCUGCGGCCACCGACUACUGCGCCCUGAACGAGAAGCAUUGCUCCAGCUGCCACGGGGCGUGGUGCAUGAUCGGAAACAUCACGUUCUCCGAUGGCGUCAAGUACGACCCCAACUCUCCCUACGAGUCCCCCAGCGACCAGCGCCUUGA